ACGCAUGUUCAGGAAAAGAGAAACUGAAGUGUAGUUGAGCUGUUGUGUGUUUGUGUCUCUGUAUUUAAGCAGUAAAAUGGCAGGAGCCAGAGUUUUUCAGGAUGAGUUCAUGUGUGCAGUGUGUCUGGAUCUCCUGAAGGAUCCAGUGACCAUCCAGUGUGGACACAGUUACUGUAAGAGCUGUAUUACAGACUGCUGGGAUCAGGAGGAUGAGAAGAGAGUCUACAGCUGCCCUCAGUGCAGACAGACCUUCAGUCCAAGACCUGCUUUAUUUAAGAACGUGGUGUUUGCUGAAAUGCUGGAGAAACUGAAGAAGACUAAACUUCAAAGUGUGGUUCCUGCUGGAGCUGGAGAUGUUCAGUGUGACGUCUGUACUGGAAGAAAAUACAAAGCCGUCAAGUCCUGUCUGGUGUGUCUGAACUCUUACUGUCAGAAUCACCUCGAACAACAUGAGAGUUUCUUUAAAGGAAAGAGACACAAUCUGACUGAAGCCACUGGACGACUGCAGGAGAUGAUCUGCCAGAAACAUGAGAAGCUCCUUGAGGUUUUCUGUCGCACUGAUCAGAAAUGUAUAUGUGUGCUGUGUACGAUGGAUGAACAUAAAAACCACGACACUGUAUCAGCUGCAGCACAGAGGACAGAGAAACAGAAGCAGCUGAAGAAGACGCAGAAGACGUUCCAGCAGAGAAUCCAGCAGAGAGAGAAAGAUCUUCAGCAGCUGAGAGAGGCUGUGGAGUCUCAUAAGCGCUCUGCACAGACAGCAGUGGAGGACAGUGAGAGGAUCUUUACUGAGCUCAUCCGCUCCAUUGAGAGAAGCCGCUCUGAGCUGAUACGGCUGAUCAGAGAUCAGGAGAAGACUGCAGUGAGUCGAGCUGAAGGACGACUGGAGCGACUGGAGCAGGAGAUCAAUGAUCUGAGGAGGAGAGGCGUCCCACUGCUUCUCUGA
This is a messenger RNA of Sinocyclocheilus anshuiensis, 946 nucleotides long. Its product is annotated as E3 ubiquitin/ISG15 ligase TRIM25-like. Lineage: Eukaryota; Metazoa; Chordata; Actinopteri; Cypriniformes; Cyprinidae. The transcript is spliced from 4 exons. The coding region runs from base 77 to 946 and encodes 289 amino acids. The record is from RefSeq and is a predicted model, not a curated record. Gene Ontology annotation, molecular function: zinc ion binding.